This is a messenger RNA of Amphimedon queenslandica, 533 nucleotides long. RefSeq names its product protein FAN-like. Bases 249 to 533 code for a protein of 94 amino acids. NCBI's taxonomy places the organism in Eukaryota, Metazoa, Porifera, Demospongiae, Haplosclerida, Niphatidae. The transcript has 5 exons. The record is from RefSeq and is a predicted model, not a curated record.
AAUAAAUUAUUAUUAAUGACAUUUUAUGAACAUUCUCCAUUCACCAGUUAGUUUAUAUUGUCCCAUAGGGUCUGGAAUUAUUCUCCCGAGGGGGUCAGAGUAUAUUUCUGGUCCUCUCCUCCACGUCAAAGAGGAACAGUCUCUAUGAUAAGUUGGUGGGGGUGAGGGGUGUGUCCCUACAGGUUCCUGAUCUGACUGAUGCUACUCAGAAGUGGCAAACUGGAGAAAUAUCUAAUUAUGAUUACCUCAUGUUCCUUAACUUUGUUGCUGAUCGGAGUUUCAAUGAUAUCAUGCAAUAUCCUGUGUUACCAUGGAUACUAGCUGACUACACUAGUACUACCCUAGGAGCACUGAAUGAAGAGAGACUAGCAUUCUUUAAAGAUCAUUAUGCUGAGAUGUCUGGAAGGAAGUUUCUCUAUGGCACUCACUACUCAGCACCUGGUUAUGUACUGUACUAUCUCGUCAGAACUGUCCAGCAGUGUGUUCCAGUGUAUCCAGUAUCACAGGUACAGUUACCAGGUCAAUUGUCAUAG